AUGGAUUAGAAUGAGGAAUAACAAUCCCCAAUGCAAUCUCCUCAGCUUGAUCCUAUAGAUUUACCUGAUUAGUCAUCGCCUCGUCAGCCAGAAUCUCCAAAAUUGGAUAGAGGAUCUCCUGACCAUGCUAGUCAAGUGUCUGAGGAUUUUGAAGAAGUAAUUCCUGAGGAAGAAUGGGAGUAAAUGAAAUAGGAUGCAGUAGCUAGAGGAGAUACAGAUGAUCCACCUAAAACAAGAGUGAUAAAAAGAAAGAUUCAUAAGAGAAAAUCUACAGUUUUAUUAUAACUGUAGCCAGCUAGUGUCAAUGGUAUAGUAUUGAUAAUAUUAAGAUUUCGGUGGAUUUUAUGUGAGAAACAAGUUGUCAGAAUACUUGGAUUCUUAUGAUGAUGAAAAAUGGUAAAAAGAUCCUAAUGAAAUUUUAUCAGUCAAUUUCAUGUGCAAACAUGGAUAAGCAAAUUUAUUUGCUUGGAUGACUGAAUAAGGAAUUCAAAUGAGUGAGAUGGAUCCACCUAGAUUAGAACCAGAUGCAUUAGAUCCAGACUUUGUAUAUUUUUUGAAACUGCCACAUCCAUAAGAAGUAAUUAUAGGUAAUGAUAAUGUUACUGAGUAUGUAAGUGAUGGUGUGAUAAAAAUUAAUUAUUUGAAAUCAUUAUUGAAAUAAAUGAAUGCAUAGUUCAUUCCUUAAUUUAUUUAGGAUUCAACUUGGCCUGAAAAUGUAAAAAAAGAGUUCUUGGCUUAAUUACAUAAAUUUAUGGCAACUUUGACUGAAUAUUCAUUUAGUCAAGAAGGAAUAACAGAAUUGUAUAUACCAAAUGAAGAUUUGAAUAAUAUUGAAUAAGCUUCUCAUGAUAAAGAUUUAUUAUAGAGAUUGGAAGCAAUAUUAUUACAUUGGUAGAGACAAAUAAAAGAUAUAGUUAAUAAUUAAGAAUUAGCAAUUGAGAAUGAGAAUGCAGGUCCUCUUGAUGAAAUUGCUUAUUGGAGAUAAAGAAAAAAUAAUUUAUCACAUAUUCAUGAAUAAUUAGAAAAACCAGAAUUAAAGAGAAUAAUCUAAAUUCUUAGUGAUAGUUAAUAUGUUUAAAGUUUUAAGGAUGUUACUGAGAAUAUUAAAUUGGGAUCAAGUUAAGCUGAAGAUAAUUUGGAAAAUUUAAAAAUUUUGUAUGAACCUUGUAAACAAUUGGAAACAGCAACACCAAAAGAGAUUCCAGAAUUAUUGCCUAAUCUAUUAUUUAGAGUAAGAUAUAUUUGGGAGAAAUCAAGAUACUUUAAUACUCCAGAAAGAAUUUAAGGAUUGAUACAUAAGAUUUCAAAUGAAAUUAUAAAGAGAUGUAAAUCUAGUAUUAAUAUUAAUGAUAUGUUGGAUGGUGAUGUGGAAAAAUGUAUUUAGGAUUUGAAUGAUUCAAUUGAAUGUGGUGAAUAAUGGAAAAAGAUAUAUUAGAGAAUGUCAGUAGCAAUAGAAAAAUAAUCAACAUUAACUAAAGGACCAAAGUGGGAUUUUAAUAAUUCUAUUUUUGCUUAAGUAGAUGCUUUUAUUUCUCGUUGUAAGGAAUUAUUAGAAAUUUGUGAGGGUUAAUUAUAGUUUGCUAGAAAAGGAGCAGGUAGUCACAUUCCAUAAUUUGGAGGAAGUAAAGGAUAAGAAAUUGAAGAUAAUUUGGAAUAAAUUAAAGAUAGUUUUGCAAAACAUUUGAAACCAAUAAGAGAUAUUCGUAAGACUGAUAAAGAUAAAAUCUUAGAUGUGAAAGCUUCUAAAUGGCAUGAUGUUUUCAAUGCUUUUCGUAAUGGAGUUAAGGAUUUGGAUGUUAUGUAUACUAAUAUAAUAAAUAAUGCAUUUGAGAGCAUGACAACUGUUUAAUAAGGAGUUGAAUUAUUAGAGGCAUUUGAUUAAUUAGCUAAGAGAUAAUCAAUAAAGAGAGUAGUUUAAAAUAAAGCAAUUGUAGUUUUAGAAUUGUUUAUUUAAGAAAUUGAUGCAACAAAACAUGAAUUUGAUAAUAUUAAAAAGAUUCAAUAUUAUCCUUUGUAACAUGGCUCAUUUUCUGGAUAGGCAAUAUGGGUAAAUUCUUUAAGUCAUAGAAUAAUGAGAAUGAGAUAUUGGGUUGAUUAGAUGUAUUUUAUUGAUGAUUCAAUAAAAAGAACAGCAAUAGAGAAGUUCGAAUAAUUAUCAUCAAAUUUAAAACAAUUUAUUAUAGAAUCUAGAUUAAAAGAAUGGAAGGAAGAUUCAAAGGAUCUUGAAGAUAUAGUAUUAACAACUAGAUUAGAUAAAUAAGUAUUAUUGAGAACAGAUGAGAAACAUCCAGAUUUUUAAUAUAAGAAAGAUUCUUUGAGACCAAAGAUUGGACAUUUAGAAAGCAAUUUUGAUAGACAAUUAUUAAAAUUAUUACAUGAGACAUCAGCAUGGCAGAAAUUAAUAGCGGUAGGUGUAGUGAUUCCAAGUUAUGCAAAUGAUUUUACUUAGAAUCAUAAAGAGAGUUUAAGAGUUUUAAGAGAAUUAGUAAUGUUAGUAGUUAGAGAAUACAAUAAUAUAAUAGAUUAUAUGACAGAAACUGAGAAGAAAUUAUUUGCUUAACAUCUAGAAGCAGUUAAUAAAGUAAUUUAACCAUUAGCUUCACGUUUAAGAUGGAGUGCAAAAACUAUUAUUGAUAGUUAAGUUAGAGAUUGUCGUAGAGCAUGUUAAGAAAUGUUUUUAAAAUUAAAAAUGUUUAAAACAAAUAUGGAUAAGAUUGAUGGAAAAUGUAAUGAAAUUGCAAAUAAAUUAUUGAUUAAAAUUGAUCGUAAAAAAUAAUAUGAUCAUAAAUCAUUUGAAGAAGAAUAAGAGAAACAUAGAAGAGAUAUGUAUUAAAAGUUAAAAUAAAUAUUUGAUGAAAUAAGAAAGAUUUUAUCAGAAACUUAUGAUCCAUUUCUAUUUGAUAGAGUAGAAGUACAAACAGUAUGGUUAAAAUAAGUUAAAUUUAUAGAUUUUAAAAUAAAAGAGAGUUAUGAAAAAGCAGUUAAGAAUUCAUUAAUUGAUUUAUAAAAAGUAAUUGGUUCUGAAGAUGGUAAAAUUACACCAGUUCCUAUUUUUAAGUUAUCAGUAGAAUUAGAAAAUUAAUAAUAAGAAUAUCGUCCAUCAACAACUUAUUUGAAAUAGAUGGUCUCAUAAACAUGUGAAUAUAUGAGAGAAAUUAUGAAAGACUUUAAGAGUAUGGAUGAAGUAAUGAAGGAAGAAAGAAAAAAGAAAUUAGAUGAAGCAAUCUUAUUAAAUUCAAAAGACUCAAAGAAUCCAUAAGCUUAAAAUAUUAGAAGAUUGAGUGAAAUCUCUUAAGUGUAAUAAAUGGAAUAAGAAACUUAAAUUUAAGUAAAAAGCCUUGAUAAUGAAUAAAAUAUCAAGAUUAAAAAUGAUAGUGAUGGUUUAAUAUAAAAAAUUAAUAGUAAAUUGAGUAAGACGUGUGAUGCUUUAAAUUCAGUAGAUGCUCAUGGUUAAUGGAAACGUUAUGAUUGGUAUUGGUAAUAAGCAAAUCAAAAAGAGAAAUUCAUCAAAGAUAUGAUUAAUAGGAAUGAUCCUAUUACUAAUAUUAAAACAUAAUUGGAAACCUUUGAUUUACAUUAAGGUGAAAUCCAAUAAUUGGAAACUACAAAAACCUAAGAUUGUAUUAUAUUAGAUAAUACUUCUAUUAAAUCAACUUUAAUUGAUAUUAUGAUCUCUUGGUAGAAUGCCUUCCUAAAUGCUACUUAGGAUAAAGCAUUACAAGAUUUAAAUCAAUUAUACUCACUCUUCUAAACAUCAGAAACCAAUCUAGAUAUUAUACCACAAGAUUUAUAAUAAUUAAAGAAGAGUAGUGAUCUAUGGAAUAAAUUGAAUGAAGAUCGACCAUCAAUUGAAGCUAAAUUAGGACCUCUAGAAGAUAAAUUUAAAUUAUUAGAAGAAUACUCUAUAUAAUUAAAAGAUGAUGAUAUUAGCAGAAAAAACAAUCUCAGAAAUACUUGGGCUAAUUUUAAUGUAAUGUUAGAUAGAAUUUAAGAAAGAAAUCGCAAAGUCCACAAUAAUUUAUAUUUAGAAACCUAAAAGAAUUUAGAUGAAUUCAUUAAAGAAACUGGAGAUUAUAAAAUUGUAUUUUAAAGUAAUGCUCCAUAUUAAGCUACUAACAUGCCUCAUGAAAAGGCUUUACUUAAUUUAAAUGAAUAUUCUGAAUAAGUUAAACAAUAUCGUAAAAAAGAGGAAUCUAUGAAAUUUGGUUUCGAUUUAUUUAAAUUUAAUUAUGUUCCAUCUCCUGAUUUAGAAUUCAUGGAAAAAGAAAUCGCACAAUUAUCAUACAUAUGGCAUACUAAAGAGGAAUGGGAUCAAUUUAUAAAAGAUAUUGGAAGUACAGCAUUUAGAGAUGUUAAUUGUGAUAAUCUUGAUGAAAUUGGAGAUGAUUAUUUGAGAAAAUUGAAAGGUUUACCUAGAGAAUAAUAAAAAUGGGAAAUUGUUAAUCAUAUGAAAUAAACUAUUGAUUAAUUUAAACAAACACUUCCCUUAAUAAUUAUGUUGAGAGAAUAAUAUAUGAGAGAUAGACAUUGGGAUAAAUUAAGAUAACAUUUGGGAACAAAUAUUGAACCUGACAGUAAAGAUUUCAAUAUGGCUGAAAUAUUUAAAUUGAAUUUACUAUCAUAUGGUGAUGCAGUUAAAGAUGUAUGUGAAGUUGCUAAAGAAGAAUUCAAAAUUGAAAAUGCUUUAGAUAAAAUUGAUUUAAGAUGGGCUAAAUUAGAAUUAGAGAUGGAUACUUUCAAAAAGACUUACAAAAUUAAGAGAACUGAAGAAAUCUUCACUAUUUUAGAAGAUCAUAUGGCAGUCUUAAGUGCUUAAAAAACAACUGCCUUUUAUGAAUCAUUCAAACCUACAAUUGAAAGAUGGGAAAAUUGUUUAUAACAAAUUUCAGAAACUUUAGAAAUGUUAUCCAUAGUUUAAAGAUAAUGGAUAUAUUUAGAAGCUAUUUUUGCCACUCAAGAGAAAGAAUCUGAAAAAUAAUUGAUGGGAGAUAUUAAUAAAUUUGCAGCAAUCAAUUCUUAAUUAUCAUAGCAUAUGAAUCGUAUAUAUGAUGAUAAAAAUGUCAAGAGAUCCUUAUCUUAUGAAGGUUUCUAUUAAGAAUUAUGUACAAUGAAUUAAAAAUUGGAUGAAAGUCAAAAAAUUCUAUAUUAAUUGUUAGAAAAAUAACGAAAGGAUUUCCCCAGGUUCUAUUUCUUAUCUAAUGAUGACUUGUUCGAAUUAUUGGGAAAUUCUAAAGAUGUUUUUAAAGUUAAUAAACAUAUCAAAAAGUGUUUUGAAGGUAUUAAAAAAUUUGAUAUUCUUACCUAACAAUAUCAAACUGGAAGAGCCAAAUAAGAUGUUUAUGAAGUCUAAGCUAUGGUUGCUCCAGAUGGAGAAGUUGUUAAAUUCACUACAAAAGUCAUAUGUGAUUCAUAAUUAGAAAAAUGGCUUGGUUAAGCUGAAAAAACAAUGAGAGAAGUAUUAAAAAAAGAACUGUUCUCUACUAUGUAGACUAUUAAAAAGAAGGAAGGAAUGCGUUGGGUUGAUAAAUGGGUCAAAGAACAUCCAGGAUAAUUGUUAAUUACUGCAAGUUAACUCACAUGGUCAGGAGAUUGUGCAAAUGUCUUAAAUUAAAUCUAUAAUUCGGAAAGACCAGAAAAGAAUAGAGGUUGGAAGGCCAUUAAAGAUGAAAAAUAAUCAUUUAUCUUAGAACUUACUAAAUUAAUUCGAAAACCAAGCAACGAAGUUGAUAGGUUAAAAUUAGUUGCUUUAAUUACUAUUGAAGUACAUUAAAAAGAAAUUAUUGAUCAUCUAACCAAAAAUUGCUAAUCACCACAUUCUUUUGAAUGGCUAAAAUAAUUAAGAUUUACUGGAACUGCAACUAAUGAUACUUUUGAUUGCAGAGUUGAAUAAGCUAAUAGUAACUUUGCUUAUGGUUAUGAAUAUUAAGGUAACAAUGGAAGAUUAGUUGUUACUGCAUUGACAGAUAGAUGUUAUAUGACUUUGACAACAGCGAUGCAUUUGAAAAAGGGUGGUGCUCCUUAAGGACCAGCUGGUACUGGUAAAACAGAAACAGUAAAAGAUCUUGGUAAGAAUAUGGCAAAAUUUGUAUUGGUCUUUAACUGUUCAGAAGGAUUAGAUUAUAAAAGUAUUGGUAGAAUGUUUAGUGGAUUAGUAUAAGUUGGUGGUUGGGGUUGUUUUGAUGAAUUCAAUCGUAUUGAAGUGGAAGUGUUGUCAGUGGUUGCUCAACAAGUGAGUUAAAUAAUGAAUGCAUUGAAAGAAUUUGAAAAGAAUAAGGAUAAAUCAUCAUUUUAAUUAGAUUCAGAUGUAAUUCCAAUAAAUGAUUAAUUUGCAAUUUUCAUAACAAUGAAUCCAGGAUAUGCAGGAAGAUCCGAGUUACCUGAUAACUUGAAAUCUUUAUUCCGACCAAUAUCAAUGAUGGUUCCAGAGAAUGAAAUAAUUUGUGAAAUAAUGUUAACAUCAGAAGGAUUCAAGACUGGACAUGCACUAUCUACAAAAAUGGUUACCUUGUAUAGAUUAAUGAUUCAGUAAUUGUCUAAGCAAGAUCAUUAUGAUUUUGGUUUGAGAGCAAUAAAAUCUGUCUUGACUUGUGCUGGUUAAAUAAGAAGAGAUAAAUCGAAUGAAGUUCAGAAAGUUAAGUAGGAUGAGAAUACUAGGGAAAAUUAGAAGGAAAGUGAGAUGGAUGAGGCAAAUUAAGAGACAUAAAUUUUGAUGAGAGCGAUAAGAGACAUGAAUAUUCCAAAAUUCGUAUCUGAAGAUGUACCAUUAUUUAAUGCUCUUUUCAACGAUCUAUUUCCAAAUAUUGAUUUAUAAGAAUAAAUAAAUGAAAUAUUAUUUAAUGAGAUAGAGAAUUAGAUGAGAAAUUUGAAACUAUAAACAAGAGUGGAACACAUUAAUAAAAUAAUAUAAUUAUAUGAUUCAAAGAAUACUCGUCAUGGUAAUAUGCUUGUAGGUCAAUCUUUAGCAGGUAAGACUACAUGCUGGAAAGUGUUAAAGAAUUGUUUAAAUUAAUUGAAUGAAAGAGAACCAAAUAAAUAUCCUAAAGUGAAGAUUGAAGUAUUGAAUCCAAAGGCAGUAACAAUAAAUGAAUUAUUUGGAUAUGUGAAUUCAACAAUGGAAUGGAAUGAUGGAGUAUUAUCAUCAAUGAUGGCUCGUUUAUGUAAAGAUGAAACAAAUGAUUAAAAAUGGAUGAUUCUUGAUGGUCCAGUUGAUACACUUUGGAUUGAAUCAAUGAAUACAGUAUUGGAUGACAAUAAAGUAUUGACACUUUUGAAUGGUGAUAGAAUAUCACUUCCUCCAUAGAUGGGAUUGAUUUUUGAAGUAGAAAAUUUAGCAGUCGCUUCUCCAGCUACAGUAUCAAGAGCAGGUAUGGUUUAUUUAGAUAUAAAUGAUCUUGGAUGGAGACCUUAUAUUGAAAGUUGGGUUGAAAAAUUGACUGAUCCUUUAGUUUAAGAAACUAUUUUUGAAUUUAUAGAAAGAUGGAUUCCUAAACUUUUUAAGUAAAGAAAGUGGUGUAAGGAGAUCAUUCCAUGCAGUGAAACUAAUGUUAUUAUAUCAUUUUGUAAUUUAAUGGAUUGUUUCUUCAAAAGUGAAAAAUAAUUAUCUAUGGAUAUCCAAAAUAAGAGUGAUGUUUAUUGGACUCUCCUUGAAAAGUGGUUUACUUUUGGAUUGGUAUGGAGUAUAGGAGCAACUGUUGAUGAAGAUGGUCGUCGUAUUAUUGAUUAAUAAAUGCGUGACAUAGAUUUAAUCUUUCCCAGUCAAAAUACUGUCUAUGAUUUCUUUGUAAAUAGUGAUAAAAAUGAAUGGGCUUCUUGGGAUGAAAAAUUGGGAACUGGUUAAUGGAAACCUGAAAAUAAUAGUCCAUAUCACAAAAUGCUUGUACCUACAACAGAUUAAGUUAGAAAUAAAAAUAUCAUUACAAGAUUACUAAGUAACAAAAAUGCAGUUUUGGCUGUAGGAUUAACAGGUACUGGAAAAACAGUCUUGUUAAAUGGAGUUUUACUUUAGAUGUUUGAAUAUACAACAAUGAAUAUUGUAUUUUCAGCAUAGACUUCAUCAUUGAAAACUCAAGAAAUGAUUGAGAGCAAAUUAGUAAAAAGAUCAAAGAACAAAAUGAUACCUGAUGGAAAAAAAAUGAUCAUUUUUAUAGAUGAUCUCAAUAUGCCAAGAAAAGAUAUUUAUGGCAGUUAACCACCUCUUGAACUAAUUCGUCAAUGGAUGGAUUAUGAAGGAUGGUUUGAUCGUACCAAUAGAGAGCUAUUUAAGUUUAUUUUAGAUAUUUAAUUUGUCUCAGCAAUGGGACCUCCAGGUGGUGGUAGAGCUGAAAUUUCUACUAGAAUUCAAAAUAAAUUCCAUGUAAUUAAUUUUGUAGUGCUGUCAGACUAAUAAGUUAAGAGAAUCUAUUAAUCAAUUUUGGCUUAUAAGUUCCAAGAAUUUGAAGAUGAAAUAAAAUUACUUAUUGAGCCAAUUGCUCAAGCUACUUACAACUUAUUUUAAAUGGUCACUAAUAACUUCUUGCCUACUCCAGCAAAAUCUCAUUAUGUUUUCAAUAUGAGAGAUAUUUCCAAAGUUAUUUAAGGUGUCUACUAAUUAGACAGAUUAUAUUGUGAUAACAAAAUGACUGUGCUUAGAUUAUGGGCACAUGAAUGUUUAAGAGUUUUCCAUGAUAGACUAAUUAGUGUUGAAGAUAGACAAUUAUGUAAAUAAUUAAUUAAUGAUUAAUUAAUUUCAUGUUUACAAACUACAAUUAAGGAAUGUACAAAUGAAAAUGAAGAUGAUACAGUUUUUGCUAAUUUCAUGGAAGAAAGUGGUGGUAAAUAUAUUGAGGUUGCUUAUAGUGACAGAGAAAAUCUAAAGAAAUUCUUAGAAGAGAAAUUGGUUCAAUUUAAUACUGAUAAUAAAUCAAAAGCAAUGAAUAUUGUUUUGUUUUAAGAAGCAGUUCAUUAUAUUUGUAAGAUAAAUCGUAUAAUAAAUUUGGGUAAAGGACAUGGAAUGCUUGUUGGUGAAGGAGGUGCUGGAAGACAUUCACUUACAAAAUUAGCAACCCAUAUUGCUGAAUAUAAAUCUUGGCAGAUUGAAGUUAGCAAGAAUUAUAGAAUGAAAGAAUUUAGAGAAGACAUUAAAAAAUGGUGUGAAGAAGCUGGAUUUAAAGGAAUUUCUGGAACUUUCAUUUUUAGUGACAAUCAAAUUGCUAAUGAAGGAUUCAUUGAAGACAUCAAUAAUAUUCUUACUGUUGGCGAAGUACCUAAUCUAUUCAGUUAAAAGGAAGAUUAUCCUUAGAUUAAAGAUAGAGUUAGAAAACACUACAGAGAUGACAAUAAAUUAGAUAAAGAUGCUAAAAUCUAAGAGGAAGAUCUGAUUGAGUAUUUCUUCACAAGAAUUCAAAAUAACUUCCAUCUUAUGAUCUUGAUGAGUAAAACAGGAGAGAAUCUAAGAAACUAUUGUCGUAUGUAUCCAGGCUUAGUUAAUAACACUACAAUGAUAUGGUUUAUGCCAUGGCCAGAAUAAGCUUUGGUCGAAGUGGCAAAUAGAUAUUUAUUAUAAUUAAAGUUAGAUGAUGAAUUAACUGCAAAUAUUGCUAAAUUCUUCGGAACUGCUCAUACUAAAGUACUUUCUUUAAGUAAUAGAAUGUUCCUAGAAUUGAAAAGAAUUUACUAUGUUACACCAACAAACUAUAUUGAAUUAGUUAAAGGAUAUAACGAUUUGUUGGAAAAGAAAUAAAAUGAAAUAGGAGGUGAAGUUAGAAAACUUACUUUGGGAUUGUAAAAAUUAGAUGAUGCAGCAGCAAACAGCGAAGAAUUACAAAAACAAUUAUCAAUUUAUCAAAUUGAAUUGGGAAAGAAAAGUAAGGAUUGUGAAGAAUUGAUGACUAAGAUAGAUGGUGAAACACGUGAUGCAAAUGAAAAAUAAGUUGAAGUGGAAACAAGAUCAACAUAAGUUGAAAAGGAAAAAGCAGAAGUAGAAACUCUAGCAGAAGAAGCUUAAAAAGAUUUAGAGAAAGCAGAACCUGCAUUAAGAGCAGCUGAAUAAGGAUUAGAAUAGUUGGAUAAGUAACAAUUAGCAGAAGUUAGAGCUUAUAGUAAACCUCCUAAUGGUGUAGAUAAUGUGUUAUAAGCAGUUAUGAUUAUCAUGGGUAAGGAGGCAACUUGGGCUAGUGCCAAAAAAGAAAUGACAGCCCCAGAUUUCUUACAAUAAUUAAAAAAAGUUGAUAAGGAUCAUAUUAUGAAUAAGACAUUAGUUAGAAUAGAAAAAAUCACUAGUGAUCCUGAAAUGCUUCCAUCUAAAAUUGAUGCUAUUUCUGUUGCAUCAGGUACUUUAUGGAGAUGGGUUUUAUCUUUGGAAAUGUAUGCAAAAGCUUUUAAAGAUAUUGAACCUAAAAGAGCAAAAGUUAAGUAUUUGAGAGAGAAAUUAAAGAAGAGUGAAGAUGAAUUCCAGUAAUUGCAAGAGAGUUUCUAAAUUUUGAAAUAGAGUAUUGAAAAAUUAAAAACUGAUUUAUAAAGAGCCAAAGAUGAUAUGGAAAUGUAUUCUAGGGAAACUGUAGUUCUAGAAAAUAAAUUGGGGAGAGCUGAAAAGUUAAUUUCUGGAUUGGCAAGCACUAAAGAAGGUUGGGCUAUUAGAAGAAAGGAAUUAUAAGGAAAAUUAGAAGUCUUGGUUGGUGAUGCUUUAAUGACAGCUGCAUUCUUAAGUUAUGCUGGCCCAUUCCCAUCUGAAUAUAGACAACAAUUUGUCACUGAAUAAUUAAUUGGAUAAGUUAGAUAUUUGAAAAUACCAUAUUCUAAAGAUUGGAAUUUCCCUGAUUUUCUUGUUAAACCUGUUUAAUUUUUAUAAUGGAGUUAAUAAGGAUUACCAGAUGACCAAUUUUCUAAAGAAAAUGGUGUCUUAGUAACUUAAGGAAGAAGAUGGCCAUUGAUGAUUGAUCCAUAGGUUUAAGCAAAUAACUGGAUCAAAAAUAUGGAAAGAGCUAUAAAUAAAAAUAAUCUUAAAGAAUUAGAUCCAUAAAAUGAAAAAAUGAUGAGUAUCAUUGAAAAUGCUAUUGCUGCUGGAUAAAUUGUAAUCCUUGAAAAUAUGGGAGAAGAGCUAGAUCCAUCUUUGGAACCAGUUUUGAAUAAGCAAUUAAGAACUGUCAAUAACAAAUUAAUGAUGUAUAUGGGAGAAAAAGAAAUCUUGUACAAUCCGAAUUUCCGAUUCUAUAUGACUACAAAAUUAGCUAAUCCAAAAUAUAAGGCUGAAACUCAGACAAGAGUUACUUUAGUAAAUUUCACAGUAAAAUAAAAGGGUCUUGAAGAAUAAUUGAUUUCUGUUGUUAUUUAAAUAAUGGAAGCUUAAUUAGAAAAGAGUAAAAAUGAUUUGGUGAAUAAAAAAUCAUAAAAUGAGAUUACUUUACGUAAAUUAGAUGAUGAUAUUUUGAAGAUGCUUUAAGAAAUUAAAGGAAGUUUGAUAGAUGAUGAAAAUCUAAUUGUUACUUUGGACAAAUCAAAAGAAACUGAGGAAGAAGUUAAAAAGUAAAUAGAAACUUCUGCUGUUUCAAUGAAGAAAACUUUUGCAGCGAGAGAAAACUAUCGUUCUUUAGCGAGAAUAGCAUCAAAAUUAUUCUUUGUUUUAAAUGAUUUUUCACUUAUAGAUCACAUGUAUUAAUUUGCCUUAUCCAAUUAUAUUGAAUAAUUUGGAGAGAAUAUUAACACAUAUUAAAGUAGAGGAGCAUCAAUAAAUGAUUCUUUAUAAGAGAAAUUGUCAGAUAUAGCAGCAAGACAUUCUGAAGAGAUAUUUAAGACUGCAUGUAGAGGAUUAUUUGAGAAAGAUAAACUAUUGUUAGCAAUAUAGAUGGCAGUAAACAUUACAAGUGAAUUGAAGAGUUAGAUUACAAUAGAUUUAGAAGAAUACAAUUUCUUUUUAAGAGGAGGAGAUGUAAAUGCAGAUAGAAAGAAUUAACCUCAUAAUCCGAUUUCAGAUUGGGUGACUGAAUAAUAAUGGCAGGCUAUAUGUGAUUUGGAUAAAUUACCGAAUUUCACUGGUAUUAUUAAUGCUUUCACUCAUAAUGGUAAAGAAUGGAAAAAGUGGUAUUUAAGUCCAACACCUGAAUCAGAUUCUUUACCAGGAGAAUGGGAUCAGAAAUGUGAUAGUCUUAAGAAGAUGAUAUUACUUAAAAUUAUUAGACCUGAUAGAGUAUUAUUGGCAGCAUAAGCAUUUGUUAAUUCAACUUUGGGAUAAUUCUAUACUUAACCUCCUGCAACAACAUAUGAUUCCAUUUAUAAUGACACUACUAAAAAUAAGCCAGUGAUAUUUAUAUUGUCACCAGGAGUUGAUCCUUAUCAUUAAUUAGAGUAAUUUGCUAAGAUGAAGGAUUGUAAUCUUUUACCUGUUUCAUUGGGUUAAGGUUAAGCUUAAAAAGCUAUUGAUAAAUUAUACGAGGGUAGUAAGGCAGGCUUAUGGGUUUAUUUGGCAAAUUGUCAUUUGAGUUUAAGCUUCUUGAAAGAAUUAGAGAAAUGUAUGGAAACUUUAAGAUAAUCUGAUGCCACUAAUGAGAAAUUCAGAUUAUGGUUAAGUUCAGCUCCUCAUCCUAAAUUCCCUAUUAGCAUUCUUUAAAAAUGCUUAAAAGUGACUACUGAACCACCUAAAGGAGUUAAGGCAAAUAUGAAUAGAUUGUACACAAAUAUGUCUUAAUCUAAAUUUGAUCCAUCAAUUCUUUCAUAAUAGAAAUUGAAUAAUUAAUUACACUAUAUGAAAUUAGUGUAUUCACUCUGUUGGUUCCAUAGUUUAAUAAUUGAACGUAAGAGAUUUAAAUCUCUAGGAUGGAAUGUGAUAUACGAUUUCAAUGAUUCAGAUUGGGAAACAGCUGAUAAUAUACUUUUAAUGUAUGUUGAUCAAACAUAACAUGAUAGUAAACAUAAUCAAUAAUAAUAAUAAUAACUUGGAUAAUAAUAAUCAGACUAACCAGUUUAGAAGAGUCCUCCUUGGGAUGCCAUAAGAUAUUUGAUUGCAGAUGUAAUCUAUGGAGGUAGAGUGACAGAUAAAUAUGAUCAAAGAUUACUUAAGGUUUAUGCUAAUAGUUUCUUUUAAGAUAAAAUUAUAUUUGAAGAGAAAUAUAAAUUAGUAGAGAAUUCUCAAUAUUAUUAUAUACCAGAGGAAUUCAAACCAAAAGAAAGUAAGAAUGAUAAAAUUAGCAAUCAUGUUUUGUUUUAUAGAAGCAAAGUAGAAGAUUUUCCACCUGUAGAAAGAGCUGAAGUAUUUGGAUAACAUAUUAAUGCUGAAAUAUCAUCUUAGAUAGCAGAUACUAAUGCUCUAAUUGAUUCAAUCAUAUCCUUAUCGCCUUAAUCAGUAAAAGCAGGUGAAGAAUCGAUGGAAACUAAAGUUUAAAAAUUGAUUUAAGAAACAUUGGGUAAAGUUCCAGAAGAAAUUGAUAUGUAAGAAGCUAUUGAGAAAGUAAGACCUGGUGAUUAAAAUCCAUUAAAAAUAGUGUUGAUGUAAGAAAUAUCAAGAUAUAAUAAAUUAUUGAAUACAGUUAGAACUUCAUUAACUAAUUUAGAUAAAGGUUUAAGUGGUUUAGUAUUAAUUUCUGAGGAUCUUGAAACAAUUAUGCACAGUUUGUUUGAUAAUAAGGUACCUUAAUAAUGGAAAUUUUGUUAUCACUCACUAAAACCAUUGUCAAGUUGGAUUAUUGAUCUUGAGAAAAGAGUUCUCUAAUUGAGAAAUUGGAUUAAAUAAUAACCAAGUGUAUUUUGGAUUUCUGGAUUCUCAUUUCCAACUGGAUUUACAACUGCUUUAUUAUAAUAGAGUGCAAGAAAAGUAAAUACUCCAAUUGAUUAAUUUGGAUGGGAAUUUUCAUUCUUACCACAUGGAUCUGAACCUUAAGCAGCUAAAGAUGGAGCAUAUAUACAUGGUCUAUUUCUUGAAGGAGCUAAAUGGGAUGAAAAGAAUUAUAUUGUUGAUGCUGAACCUAUGAAAUUACAUGAUUAAAUGCCAAUCGUUCUAUUUAAACCUGUAAGUUAAGAAGGUAAAAGUAAAUCAAAAAAAGGUAUAAUAUUUUCAUUUAAUUUUUAGGUUAAAACUUUUAUCUUUGUCCCACUUAUUAUUAUUAAGUACGUUGUGGAGUUAUGGAAAGACCUUCAUAUCAAUUUGAUGUUAUGUUACCUUGUAAACCUAAUCCAGGUUAAGCUUCUAAUGAAGAAGAUUUCUGGAUUAAAAGAGGUACUGCUUUACUUAUGCAAUUAUCAGAUUGAAUAUAA
Molecule: messenger RNA, 14220 nt
Organism: Paramecium sonneborni
Lineage: Eukaryota; Ciliophora; Oligohymenophorea; Peniculida; Parameciidae
Source: the annotation of a GenBank genome assembly